AUGCGUGAAAGAACAUUAUCAAAAUCCUAUUAUAUAUAUUNUAUAUAUAUUAUUUUUAUAUUUUCAGAUAAAAUAGAACAGACUCUUUCAAUAAAUACUUCCACUGUAGAAAUAGAAGAAAAGGGAGUAAAGCUUAGAUUAACUGUUGUGGAUACACCAGGAUUUGGGGAUGCUAUUGACAAUACCGAUUGUUUCCUUCCAAUUAUUCAAUACAUUGAAGAUCAGUUCGAAUGUUUUCUGAGAGAGGAAAGUGCUCUAAAUAGAAGGAACAUAGUUGAUACUCGAGUUCACUGUUGUUUUUAUUGCAUUUCUCCAUUCGGACACGGUCUUAAGCCGCUCGAUAUAGCUUUCAUGACACGACUUCACAAUAAAGUCAAUCUUAUACCUUUAAUUACAAAAGCGGAUGCUCUGACUAAGACAGAAGUAACUAAACUGAAAGCUAGAAUAAUGAGAGAAAUAGUAGACAACGGUAUUCGAAUCUAUAAUUUUCCUGAUUGUGAUUCUGAUGAAGACGACGAUUAUAAACAAUUAGUCUGCGAGUUAAAAGAAGCCACACCAUUUGCCGUUUCUUCUGCUGUGCAAAGAUUUGAAGUAAGAGGAAGUAAAGUCAGAGGUAGAGCUUAUCCCUGGGGAACAUUGGAAAUAGAAAAUACAGAACACAGCGAUUUUUCAAAAUUAAGAUCCAUGUUAAUAACUCAUAUGCAAGACUUGCAAGAAGUUACACACGAGCUUCAUUACGAAACAUAUCGUUCGGAUCGUCUAGCAGAUAAAGGAGCCACUGUAUGGCGAAAAACACCUGUUCAACCUGAAGAAACAGAGAAAAUCUUGGAAGAGAAAGCGACUGAACUACGCCGUAUGCAAAGCGUUUUAAGUAGAAUGCAAGAGCAAAUGAAAGAAGAAAGUAAACCCUCCACCAAUUAUUAGAAACAUUCACUAUUAAUUUUAAAAAAUCUAAAAAGUCUUAAAAGAAACCGAUUUACUGAAUGCAAAAUUUUAAAAAUUUCUUUAUACAUUUCAUUUAACAGAAUUUGUUUUUAAUUUUUGUUAAUUC
Molecule: messenger RNA, 1051 nt
Organism: Centruroides sculpturatus (bark scorpion)
Lineage: Eukaryota; Metazoa; Arthropoda; Arachnida; Scorpiones; Buthidae
Product: septin-1-like
Exons: 6
Coding region: 1-924 (307 amino acids)
Biological process (GO): cytoskeleton-dependent cytokinesis; regulation of exocytosis
Cellular component (GO): septin complex; synaptic vesicle; septin ring
Molecular function (GO): GTP binding; molecular adaptor activity; GTPase activity
Source: RefSeq, a predicted model, not a curated record